CGGAGCGGAGCCGGUGCCGGGGCCGGGGGCUCAUUGCGGCGCGGCGGCACCAUGGCCACCACCGUGCCCUGCACCCGCUUCACCGACGAGUACCAGCUCUACGAGGAGAUCGGCAAGGGGGCUUUCUCGGUGGUUCGGCGCUGUGUCAAGCUCUGCUCCGGCCAUGAGUACGCAGCCAAGAUCAUCAACACCAAAAAGCUCUCUGCCAGAGACCACCAGAAGCUGGAGCGGGAGGCGCGGAUCUGCCGACUGCUGAAACACUCCAACAUUGUACGGCUCCACGACAGCAUCUCGGAGGAGGGUUUCCAUUACCUUGUCUUUGACCUGGUGACUGGCGGGGAGCUCUUCGAGGACAUCGUGGCGCGGGAGUACUACAGUGAGGCUGAUGCCAGCCACUGCAUCCAGCAGAUCCUAGAGGCUGUUCUGCACUGUCACCAGAUGGGGGUCGUGCACAGAGACCUCAAGCCUGAGAACCUGCUCUUGGCCAGCAAGUGCAAGGGGGCAGCGGUGAAGCUGGCUGACUUCGGCCUCGCCAUCGAGGUGCAGGGGGACCAGCAGGCCUGGUUCGGCUUUGCGGGCACCCCGGGGUAUCUCUCCCCUGAAGUUCUGCGCAAAGAGGCCUACGGGAAACCUGUGGACAUCUGGGCCUGUGGCGUCAUCCUGUACAUCCUGCUGGUGGGCUACCCUCCGUUUUGGGAUGAGGACCAGCACAAACUCUACCAACAGAUCAAGGCCGGUGCCUAUGAUUUCCCUUCACCCGAGUGGGACACAGUCACCCCUGAAGCGAAAAACCUCAUCAACCAGAUGCUGACCAUCAACCCUGCCAAGCGCAUCACCGCCCACGAGGCCCUCAAGCACCCCUGGGUCUGUCAACGCUCCACUGUGGCCUCCAUGAUGCACAGGCAGGAGACGGUCGAGUGCCUGAAAAAGUUCAACGCCCGGAGGAAGCUCAAGGGCGCCAUCCUCACCACCAUGUUGGCCACCAGGAACUUCUCAGUGGGCAGACAGACCACCGCUCCUCCGACCAUCGCGGCCCCCGCCGCCCCUGCCCCCCUGGGGCUGGUGGAACAAGCAGCUAAGAGCUUACUGAACAAGAAGGCAGACGGUGUGAAGCCCCAGACCAACAGCACCAAAGGCAGCGCUGCUGUCACCAGCCCCAAGGGGACACUCCCACCUGCCGCUCUGGAGCCUCAAACUACUGUAAUUCAUAACCCCGCGGACUGCACCAAGGAGUCGUCUGAUAGCACCAACACCACCAUCGAGGAUGAGGACACCAAAGCCCGCAAGCAGGAGAUCAUCAAGAUCACAGAGCAGCUGAUCGAGGCCGUGAACAACGGGGACUUCGAGGCCUACGCGAAGAUCUGUGACCCCGGGCUGACCUCCUUCGAGCCCGAGGCGCUGGGCAACCUGGUGGAGGGGAUGGACUUUCACCGCUUCUACUUCGAGAACCUGCUCUCCAAGAACAACAAGCCCAUCCACACGACCAUCCUGAACCCCCAUGUACACGUGAUCGGGGAGGAGGCUGCCUGCAUCGCCUACAUCCGCCUCACCCAGUACCUGGACGCCCAGGGCCGGCCCCGCACCAGCCAGUCGGAGGAGACGCGCGUCUGGCACCGCCGCGACGGCAAGUGGCAGAACGUCCAUUUCCACGGCUCGGGGGCCCCGGUCGCCCCGCUGCAGUGAUGAGUCGGUGGGGGCUGUCCUGGUUCCAGCCUGAUGGAGACGGCGAUGGGAGCCAAAGCGGCAGCCGGAGCUGCGUCCGCAUGCCUGUCCCCCCCCCAGCUCCUCCCCCUCUCCAGUGCCUGUGUUUGCAGAAAACAAAAAGACAAAAAAAAACACCCCAACAAAACAAACGAAAAAAACCACAACAAAACCCCAAAAUGACGAGGGGAAAAAAAAAAAAAAAAGGGAAAAAAAAAGGGGGGGGGGGGGAAACCAAACAAAUCCCAACACCCCCCCCAAAAAAAAAAAACAA
Apus apus (common swift) is the source of this 1975-nucleotide messenger RNA. RefSeq names its product calcium/calmodulin dependent protein kinase II beta (gene CAMK2B). Gene Ontology annotation, cellular component: neuron projection; cytoplasm. The transcript has 21 exons. The coding region runs from base 52 to 1683 and encodes 543 amino acids. The record is from RefSeq and is a predicted model, not a curated record. Gene Ontology annotation, biological process: protein phosphorylation. NCBI's taxonomy places the organism in Eukaryota, Metazoa, Chordata, Aves, Apodiformes, Apodidae. Gene Ontology annotation, molecular function: calcium/calmodulin-dependent protein kinase activity; ATP binding; calmodulin binding.